This is a messenger RNA of Leptosia nina, 897 nucleotides long. The record is from the annotation of a GenBank genome assembly. Lineage: Eukaryota; Metazoa; Arthropoda; Insecta; Lepidoptera; Pieridae.
AUGGCGGGUAAAUCCAACGGUGUUGACACUUCGGAUUGGGCUCGGGCCCCCCCUACUUCUGGGCCCUUGUGGCAGAGGAUGUGUAAGGCGAUUUAUAAUCCUGAAGACAAGAGCUUUUUAGGGCGAACGCCGAAACGAUGGGGAAUCGUGCUGAUUUUCUACCUCGUGUUCUAUGCGGUGCUGGCAGCCCUUUUCGCUGGUUGCAUGGGGGUUCUCUUCGUUACCCUGGAUGACAGGAAGCCUACAUAUAUCUUGGAUAGAUCGUUAAUUGGUGCAAACCCAGGCGUAGCGUUCAGACCAGCCGUGGACGGCAGUUUCCUCUUGGACAACACGAAUUCCAGCAGUUUUGAUAUUUAUGUGGACGAGCUAAAGGAUUUCUUAAAUGAUUACAACUCCGAUUCCUGGUACUCGUCGAAGGAAGAAUGCACAGUGGAUGAUAAUUUCGGCUAUCCAAAUUCACCUUGCUUCUUCAUUAAACUGAAUAAGAUUUAUGGCUGGAAACCAGAAUACCACGACGUCAAUAGCUUGCCUUCAGAUAUGCCAAGUGAUUUAAGAGAACACAUAGCUACAUUGCCAUCACUUGAGCACGAACAAAUCUGGAUCUCAUGCGCAGAUGAAGUGUCAAAUGCUACGAGUAUAGAGUAUCCGUGGGGCCGAGGUCUCCCGGGGCGAUUCUACCCGUUCCUAAACCAGGACGCUUAUUUGAGUCCUUUGGUUGCUGUCAAAGUAACUCCGAUAGCCAACACCCCAACCACAAUACGUUGUAGAGCGUGGGCGAACAAUAUAAUAUACAACAAAAGCCUCAAAGAACCUUCAGGGUACACAAGACUAAGUAUUUACGUGGAAAACGACACAAGCCUCAAUAGUACAAGCACAGGUGGCGCUGAAAACAAAUAA